Molecule: messenger RNA, 2378 nt
Organism: Pseudoliparis swirei
Lineage: Eukaryota; Metazoa; Chordata; Actinopteri; Perciformes; Liparidae
Gene: rcn1
Product: reticulocalbin 1, EF-hand calcium binding domain
Exons: 6
Coding region: 278-1237 (319 amino acids)
Cellular component (GO): endoplasmic reticulum
Molecular function (GO): calcium ion binding
Source: RefSeq, a predicted model, not a curated record
CAUCCCUCGUUCAGAAAAAAGGGGCACAGGAUUGCCUAAAAUCGCUUGAGUGAAGUCCGUAAGUGUUCCCAGUGCAGAGUCAGGUGCACUCUGCAGGUUUGGUUAUUGCGCAGCUGCAACACUGUUGCGCACCGCUGCUGAAGAGAGGAAGACAGGUUGGUUUGGUUUGGGUCGGCACGAGCGCUGGAAGUAUAGCUACACAGCCGCUUGCUCAUUGUGCGCUGUUCAAGGCCUGUGUAAAUCCAGUGGGAAUCUGCAGCUUCAGCCCCUCUGACUGAUGGACGUCUACAGCUUCAUGUGUGCUGCGCUUCUGUGCACGGCGGUGGUGCACGGCAAGCCCACGUUAAGGAAAGACAGAGUUAUUCAUGACCCAGAAGUGGGCAGGCAAGCCCACGAAGAGAAAGGCUUCCAAUACGACCAUGAGGCCUUUCUUGGCAAAGAGGAGGCCAGGUCAUUUGACCAGCUCACUUCCGAGGAGAGCAAAGACAGGCUUGGUAAAAUAGUGGACAGGAUAGAUGAUGACGCGGAUGGCUCCAUCUCCACAGCUGAACUCAAGGCUUGGAUAAAACGUGUGCAGAAGCGUUACGUUUACGAGAACGUGGCUAAGGUGUGGACAGACUACGAUCUGAACAAAGACAACAAGAUUUCGUGGGAUGAGUACAAGCAAGCCACAUAUGGAUACUACCUUUCCAGCCCGGAGGAGUUUGAGGACGCUAAGGACCAGUUUAGCUUCAAGAAGAUGCUCCCACGUGAUGAGAGGAGGUUUAAAAGAGCUGAUCUGGAUGGGGACCUGGCAACAGACAGAGAAGAGUUCACAUCCUUCCUCCAUCCUGAGGAGUUUGAACACAUGAGGGAUAUUGUGGUUCUGGAAACCUUGGAGGACAUUGACAAGAACGGAGACGGACACGUGGAUGAAGAUGAGUAUGUUGCCGACAUGUUUUCCCAUGAGGACGGGGGUCCGGAGCCGGACUGGAUCAAGACCGAGAGGGAACAGUUUUCUGACUUCCGAGACCUGAACAAAGAUGGUAAAAUGGACCUGGACGAAAUCCGCCACUGGAUUAUGCCACAAGACUACGACCAUGCCGAAGCCGAAGCCAGACAUCUGGUGUAUGAGUCUGACCAGGACAAGGACCAGAUGCUGACCAAAGAGGAGAUCCUUGAAAACUGGAACAUGUUUGUGGGAAGCCAGGCCACAAACUACGGAGAGGACCUCACCAAGAACCACGAAGAGCUCUGAGCUCUCAGUGCAGUUUCUGACGUGUGUGAGGAGGAGGAGGGUUGAUGAACACCUUUGUCUUCAAAGUUCACUCAGACUCUUGCGCCUCCUCCCAUCUCCACAGCCACCACUCCAUCCUUUCCUCGUAGUAGUGGGACAGAUGUCAGAGUGUUGGAUUGUAAGUCAACACUGUAGAUGCUAAACAAGAGGAGGGAUGAGUGUUGGUCGUACCACUGACGCUAAAGGUCCGUCUCGGUUUGGUUUCUGACAUUCAGGAGCACUGACUCUUCAUCUCCGGUGCCUUCUUCACUGCCUCAGAGAUCUGCGUAUAGUCUUCAAUAAAACCUGCAACGAGCUUUAGUUGAAUUUUAAUAUACAAGAACAGUUUUUGAUAGCACUGUUAAUGUGAAACUACAGCGCAGAACAAUUGUUAAGAAUUUUGUAUUUAUUUGUCAAAUCUCUUCUCUACUUUAACUUUGAGAGGAAUAAUGUGAUCGUCUUUAUUCGCAAAUUAUGUUUAUUUGUUUACAGUUUCCCGGCCACAUGAUUUUAAUGACUUGUUGUUUUUGUGCUUUAAGAAAUGUUUAUUAACUGCAGUUAAUGGCAUGGUUUUUGCACGUGUUUAGAUUUAAGUGUAGCCUGUGAAAUAAUGUUUCUCUAUACUUUGUUUUAAAUGUAUUUAUUGUUCUACUUGGGCCAACAAUAUGCUCCAUGUUAAAUGUAAUUUACCUUCUGUCACAUUUGAGCUUUUUUCUUUUACAACUGUCUUUUUUAAUGACGGAGUGUGUUGAUUUGAAUACAUAACUCCACAUGACCCCUUGUUUCCUGUUACAUCACUCCAAGGUCAACUUUUUGUAAUAAAUGUACCAGUGAAUUUAUACUGCAUUUGGCAUUGUGUUUACAGUAUAAACCUGACCAAAAAGUAAUCUUUUAAUUAUUGUUUUCAAAUCAAAUUCUGUAUUUCUUAACGGGUACUUUGUAUGUCAUGAAAAGAUCCAAUUAUGUCCAACAUUUCUCUUUUUAUUGCACAUUUUGUUUCUGUUGUGCUUUGUUGUCCCAAACCUCAUUGCAUUCAUAGUUCACCACACACAUCAAUAUGUCUCCCUUUCCUCACUUCACAUGCUCCUGAAUUAUGUCAAGAUAAAUAAAAUGUAUUAUAUAA